UAUCCUUACUCGAAUUCAGAAUGUUGCAGGAUCAAAGAGUUUUUCCCGCCGAUCGCGGGAAGAAUUUUGCGAGGUCACGUGAUCAAGACAUUGUAUGUGCCACAAGAAGAUAACUGCGAAAUCCAUUGCUACUUAGACAAACUCUGUCAGUCAAUAAAUAUCAGUCCACAGCUUGACAAUGGUAAAUGGAUGUGUGAAUUGAACGACGUUGCAGUGGGCCCAGAAAGCUUAAUAGAAGCAGAGAAACAUAAGUACUAUGGCACCAAGGUGACUAAUUUGUCAGAAAUAAACGUCACUUGCAACAAAUUUGAGAACGUAUACUAAUUUUUAUGUGCCUUUUCUUCGGCGACAGAAUCCAUGCAGCAGUUAUCCAUGUGUAAAGAACGCAACCUGCAGACCAAACUUUCAAGUUGAUAACAGUUUUCAGUGCAUUUGUCCAAAAGGAUAUACUGGAGAGAUGUGCGAUAAAGGUACUUGUGCAUUAUUGUACUUAAUUGAAAUGAGAUAGGAAACUUCAUCAUUAAUGUAGGGCGUUACCUUGCUAAAGGAUAUCCUUAAGAAAAAGUAUAAUUAGUCAUGAUUAGUUAACCUAACCUCUCCGAGAUAAAAUCGCCAAACAGAAGGAGGAAGAAUUUUGAUCAUCACGACAUGCAAAGCGUGGAACAGUUUACCAUUGUCUAUAAGACGAAGAGACUCGCUUAAUUCUUUCAAAUAAGCAUUGUGGAGUGAAUUUUUUACUCAACAGCAGUCUCUUGGCCAUUUUCUUAUUUAAGUUUGUUCGAUAAGUUCAGACUAGAUUAUACAGCUAUAUCUUAUUUUAUAUAGCUUAGUAUUAUCUAAUUAAUUGUUUAUCUCGUGAAGAGGGCCACAACUUUAUUUGCUCUGGCUAUUUAGUGUCAACCUUCCUUGAGUAAAGUCUUUAUCUUAUCUUAUCUUAUCUUAUCUUAUCUUAUCUUAUCUUACAAUAAAUUUGAAGUGAAACUAUCUCAUUAGGCUUGGUAGAAAGUAGGCAAAGCUUGGCGAGAGUGACCUAUAUCCAGGCCAGCCGACCCAAGGCCUUCUCGGGUUUGGUCAAACGGAGGCCCUGCUGUCAGCUGCGGUGACCCCUUCUCAAACCACUCAGGGGCAGCGGAGGAAGAGAGGACACUUACAAAAUAAGUUCCUAUAUUUCCAAUUCGUAUCUGAAAAUAAUGCUAAUUUGCAAUAGGAAAUCCAAAUUAGUAGGCGGGAAGAUAAAUUCUAUCUAUUUAUGAAAUCCACAUUGAGUCUUCAGUCGCCUGAGGUCCAGGUAAGUACACAGGAAGCCCAGCGAUCUCCAGGUUUUAAAAUUUGUCACUACCACUAGACUACAAAUGUGCAGUAAGUAUAAUCUACUUUUUAUUCAGUAUGGAAGACAAAUUUUAUCGAUUUAGUUCGACAAUAACAUGUUAAUCUUUUUCAUCUUUACGGGUACUGAAAAACACAAUCUUUUCAGGCUGUGCUAUACUGUCAUGUCAUUUAAGGUCAGGCAAAGUUAAUCCCUUUUCCUCACUUUUGUUUGUAAGAUGUCGAUGAAUGCGCCACUGGUGCUCACAACUGCUCGCAUGACGCAUCCUGUAUUAAUACUGAUGGCUCUUUUGUCUGUUUCUCUGAGUUUGGAUGUAAAGUUGAUGGUGCUACCCAACUUAUUAGUGAGUUGAUACAAACGAUUUCUGUGACCAGCUUGAUAUGUUACAGGUAUUUGUGAAUUUCUGAAGAACUAACAGGAAAGAAAAAGCUCUAAAGAAAAUGACAACUUUUCUUAAUGUAAAGAUGUCUGUAGAAGACCACAUCAAGUAGAUUAGACAAACCUACAUCGCUAAUUCUACAAGUCAAAUUAUAUUAUUAUCAGUUCUUGGUAUGAUAUCACGGAAGAAGAACAUUAAGCAACUCACAGAUGAUUACUUCUACUGUUCUAUUUACAGAAUUUAAAGGCUACAAUCAUUCUUGUGCAGCGAAUUCAUGUGCAGACGUCUUGAUCAAUACACCGUAAGGCAACCCUUCUUUCCACUCAAAUUUCAGCUGUACUGAGUUAAAAAUAGUCCAAUCGUAUAUGGAUAUUAUGAGACAGGUGGAAAGUUUGGAGAGCGGGAAGGGUAUAAAUCUAAAGUGCGCGGAUUGGUUCAGAAACAAUAAACAAACAAAGUUAACAAUGAAACCUACCCCGAAAACAGAAAGAGCUGCAACCCAUAGGGGUCUAAUUAAAUUAGAGGUUCUGAGGGGUUGCGAGGGCCGAACUCUAACCUGAUCGGUGUGUUGCAAACUAAUGGGGUAUUUCGGAAUUUCUUUCAGAACUAGGCACACCUUGUUUUUUCUUCGCACUGAAAAAGGUAAACUCAUUGUACACUUUUUCCGUUUCAGUGGAUCUAAAAGUGGAGCAUACUACCUUAAAACCAAGGAGCCACAGGCAGCAUUAACAUACUGCCACAUGGUAGAAAUUUCCGGAUGCGGAGGUGGCGGAUGGACUUUAGUCAUGAAAAUCGAUGGAGCAAAGGUAGAAAAAGUUUAUAAAACGGUGUCAAAAAUAUUGAGGCUUUCUAAUCUGUCCGUCGAAGAUUCAAGAUAGCACUGAUAGCCAAGAGGCACUGACUCAUUGUUAAUAUACUAUUCCUCGAUACAAUCUAAGGUCUUCUGAUGACAAACUGUUACUUCAGCAUCCCAAAAUAAGAACUCUCGCUACUCUUGGUGACUGUUUACUUACCGCCUCGUCACCUAAGAUAUGGAACGACCGGUGGUUAUCCGCCAAGCCAUUAAUGUUGCCGCUUUUAAACAACUCCUGAAACCCCAUCUAUUUAGGAAAGCGUAUUGCUGCUAGUAGUUUAUUCCCAUUUUAUUGCUUAGAGGAAUCUGAUACCCAGUUCUUAGUUUCCUUAUUUUUUCUGUAAACUAUUAUUUGCAAAUUCAUGCACAUGUAAUAUUCAUCUUUUUAUUUAUAUAUGUAUAUUUCAUAUAUAAAACACUACGUUUUAUGGUGAUCAUUCUAAUCAUCGUUAGUGGAGGAGACUGGUUAGGAAAGCCGGCAAACAUCAAAGUUGAAAACAACGGCGCCGUAAGUCAUGUUGGAAGCUCCCUAACCGUGCACAAGCCCCGGCACAAAUUGUGACUGGUUAAAUUAAUGCGAUGUUUCUAUUGGUCAGUAAGUUUAAAAUGAUAGGAAUGUUAUUGAACGUUGUGCACGGUCAGGCCCAAAAAAGCCAACAAAAACAUAUAACAAAGGGUUUCCCAACCAUUCCACUUUAAUUAACUAUGCUUUGAUAUCUCUGCUUACUGGAAGUUUCAUUUUAUCAUUUUAUCUUUAUUUUCAAUUCUAUUUUAAUUAUUUUUCAAGACUACCUUUUCGUAUAAUGCGAGCUUAUGGGUCAACAAAAUAGCGCAUAAUCAAGAUUCUGGUAAAUAUGGGCUAGAUAACCAAGAGGCGAAGAUGCCAAGUUUCUGGAACAAUCCGUUCACCAAACUUUGUAUUGGAAUGCGAGUUUUAGGAGAGCAAAUAACUUGGAUACUUGUUAAUCAAGAAGCAGUUUCCCUCCACGCACUUCUGUCAAACAACAGCUACAUACCAACAAGAGUCGGAAGAGUUGCAUGGAAAUCACUUGUGCGUGGAUCCUCGCUUCAAAAGAACUGCAAUAUGGAGGGUUUUAACGUAGUUUCGCCUUCUGGAACAAGGGACCCUGCUAUCACCAGGAUUGGCAUCAUAAGCAACAAUGAACAGGAUUGCAGUUCGUGCAAUUCAAGGAUUGGAUUCGGUUCUGCAGGGAGCAGGGGAGAUCAAGAUGGAUCAAACUCCUGUGGAAAUGAGGCAGGAACAUACCUUGCUGACAAUGGAGAAAAGCACAUCAAAGCAACUUGUUACAUACUCGUUCAGUAA
Molecule: messenger RNA, 3883 nt
Organism: Porites evermanni
Lineage: Eukaryota; Metazoa; Cnidaria; Anthozoa; Scleractinia; Poritidae
Source: the annotation of a GenBank genome assembly